AAGAAUGAUAACUUUGGCGUGCGUUACAGCGUAGAUUUGUGAUGGUUAUGUGCUUCAAAGUGCUUCUCUUUUGAUUAAAAACGAACUGUAAUGGACCCAGUUAAUAAUGAUGUCAAAGACGCCGUGUUGGGUAAGCUAUUUGUGUACUUGUUAGGUGUUUUCAUGCCAGAAAUUUACAUAUGUGUAUGCAUGCCUGUUUCGAAAAUGCAGAGAGCUAUUCCCGCUGAAAUCAGCGCUUACGCCGGUUAUGACCGUAACUUUUCUAGCUAAAAAGCUUGCUUUUGCAUGUGAUUUGAAUGUAAUUGUUACGAGCAUUUUUAAAAUUAUUUUUAGUGGAAGCAAGAAACAUUUGAAAGUAAGGAACCUUUUCUUUAAAUCUCACAUUUAAAAGAAAGUGUAUAAAUGACAUCCGGUUGAAGUUGCUCGAUGCUCUGAACAGAGUUCAGGAUGUGGAAAUCGCAUGCCAUUCGAGAGUGUGUUGAAGGAUAAAGUAAUUUGAGGCAGAAUGAGGCUCAAAUUCCUCUGUGUGAGAACCAAAGCAGUGAUUUUGUUAGAAAUAGUUAUGGUGAGUCCUGGGACUCAUCGUGUUAAAAAUCAUGAGUCUCUGUCCAUUAAACCAAAUGAUUCCCAGUUCAAAAAAACAAGGAGUCCUCAAUUGAAAAUGCAUGGACCUUUAUGUAACCGAAAAGUUAAUCUGAAGACAGGCGCCAAAACUCUUUAUUACAGUUUGCUGAAAUUAAAAUAUAGUCCAUCUUCUAUAUAAUUAUUUAAAGCACAAAUAAAGACUAAAAUAAAUGUUCAUCUUUAAACAACAGCCACAGAAAUCACACAAACAGGAUAUUCUACCACAAAAUCCUCAAAUCAGUUGAUUGUUCAUUCAUCCUACGGGACGCAUGCCAUGAAUUAUUUUGCAUGUUUGGGGGCUUUUAUGCAUCAGGGAUGCAUGAUGCAGAGGUAACAAAAUCAUUAAAACAUGAUGGUGAUAAUUAUUUGAAAGACACGUCCUCCAAUCCUUGUUGAGAAUGUUGUGGUGCAAGUGUUGUGGAAAAAAUAAUUUUUACCUUUUUUAUUAAUUUAUAAAUAUUUUUAGGUACAACAUGUAUAUUAAACAUGUAUUUAAAAAUAAAUGGGGAUUCUAUUUUAGGAGUUUUUAUUCUUAGUAUUUCUUAUCAAUAUUCAUGUAUAUUUAUAAUUUUUUUAAUAUGCAUUAUACACAACAGAUACAUAUAUGUAGUUAUUUAAGAGUAAUCUGUUAAUGGCUGGGAGGAUUUAUGUUACUAAUAUUCUGUAAAAAAAAAUGAUACCAGCUAUCAACAUUUUUGUGUGGGAUUACAUUUUUUUUUUCCUUUUUUGUAGAAGAAAUUCUAUCAUUAUUAUUUAUACGUUUACACUGUAUGCAGAAAUGUUUUCACAUAGAUGAUUUUCUGCUCAGGGAAGCUGUUUGCAUUAUAGGUUUUUGCUGAUUGAGAAAUGCAGUACCAGAUUUCUACUUUUAUGCAUGAAAUGUGCCAAAUAGUUUGUUCCCUGCUCUACUAAGCAGGGCUUCUUAUAUUUCGCGCGGUUGCGGAGCCGCAAAAUUCAGGUAAAUCCACGAUGUCCCUGUGAAAUUCACGCAAAAUACCAGGAAAUUCGGCAGAAAUCUUAUCAAAUACAUGUCUGUACAGCAAUUUUGAAACUUGUCUCAGCUACUGGGGGUAUUUACUUGCCGUAAACUCACAAAUUUAUGUCUCAAAACUUUGUCACUGAAACGUGCAAACAACGUUCCGAAACUACAAGGCGUAGAUUAUGUUGCGAAAAACUGGGCACUAGCCAUGAUGUUAAAGGCUUUGCCAUUGGUUCAUUUCUGGAGCAUAUUGUUGUUGAAAGAGCAAAUGAUGACCUCUGUUAGAAAAACAUUAAAAACGCUGGUCUGAUCAGCGCAAAACCGAUCUAUUUCUAGCGAGAUUUGCCCGAAAAUAACCAAAUCUGUCGUUUUUUUACCGAUUGUUUGCCCCGAAAAUUCCUGCGAAAUUCCCGCGAAAUUGGCUGAUUUUUCCGUGAUUUUGUCCCUAAAAAUCCCGCGAAAUUUUACUUUUUUUCCAUGACCUAUCAGAAGCCCUGACUAAGUAGUAACCUCUCUUGCAGAGUGUUUUUUCUUUCUCAUUUAAAAAACAUAUAUUUUCACAGACAAAAUCAGCCAUUUUCUUUUUUGCUCGACCAUAACAUCAUUAUUCCACUAUAAUAAUUAUGCCAAGCAUUGUGCUCCCCAGAUCUGGAAGCAAUCAAACUGAUAUUCUUUUUAAUUGCUCUUUGUAUUCCUUCUCUGUAUUCUAGAGUAAAGUUGAUCAACUAUACCCUAAUAUUGAUAUGUUUUUGCUUCCUUUUGCAGAGGCUGAAAAGUUUGUCUCAGUUACAUUAGCAAAAGAAAAUUUGUCGCCUGCAGUGGAAAAAGAGCGCAGCCUGCUAGCAGAAAAGUUGCAAAAAGUUAAAACGCAGUUAGGUCUCCAAAGUGAUUUGCCUGGAGGUGGUAAAGCCCCACCACGCCCACCAAAGGGUGGUGUACCUCUUCCUGUACCAGUAACGACAGAAGAACCGGUGGCUCCAGCAGAACCGGAGGAACUAUAUGAUGAUGUAGCAGGUAAUUGUAGCCUCCUCAUUUACUUACUGACUGUCUAUUAUUGUAAGUACAUGUAAGUGUUUAUUUCAUUUUUUUUUUGCAACUGGAGGUCUAGAAACUUUGAUCUCGUGCAUCUCUCUUGGCCUUUAUUUACCUUAUAUUUUUGAUUCACUUUUAAAUGACAAAAUCUCAGCUUCAUGUACAUAUAAUGAAAGUAAGUAAUGCCUCCCAAGAGUUUUAAAUCAUAUUAAAGCUAUAAACCACAGAGAGUUACUAACAGUGUACAUGUAACUAAAAUAACUAAGAGGCUAAGGAAUAUAGUUUUCUUAAUCAUACUCUAUUCUUCUUCUUCUUCCGUUACCAUUAUUAUUAUUAUUAUUAUUAUUAUUAUUAUCUCUUCUGUCACAGCCUUUGCUGGUGUUCUUUUUUGCAUCAGCCAGGUACAAACCAUGCAUUUUUGUGCAUUUUUGCCUUCUUUUUUAUUUGCUUUGUAACUAAUUUUCCUCUUUGCAGGGCUUCUGAUAUUUCGCGGAAAACAAAGCAAAAUUUCGCGGGAUUUUCAGGGGCAAAUUCGCAGAAAAAUCGGCCAAUUUCGCGGGAUUUUCGCGGGAAAAAAGUCAAAAUUCGCAGAAAAAUCGGCCGAUUUCGCGGGAUUUUAGCGGAAAAAAGUCAAAUUUCGAAGGAUUUUCAGGGGCAAAUUCUUAGAAAAAUCGGCCGAUUUCACGGGAAAUUUCAGGGGGAAACUUCAAGAAGCAAUCAGUAGAAAACAGCCGAUUUCGCUGGAUUUUUUUGGCAAAUUUCACUAAAAUCGAUCAAUUUUGCAUCGAUAUGACCACCGUUGUUUAACAUUUUUUUAACAGGGAUAAUCCUUUGCUCUUUCAACAACAGUUCACUCAAGAAAUGAGCGAAUGCUAAAGCUAUUAACAUUAUGGUUAGUGCCCAGUUUUUCGCAACGUUCAUCUAAAAACGCCUGGUAGUUUUGGGACGUUGUUUACUCAUUGCAGUGACGAAGUUUCAAGAUAAAUUUGGACGUUUGGGGUGAAUAAAACAGGUCUAAUAGCCAAGAUAAGUAUUAACCCAUUCGCCCCUGAACCGCCCGUAACCGCCCGUGCGGAUCCAGGUCCUUUCUACCCUUUGUGACGUCAUCAGUUUUAACGGUCAAGGACAACUUUCUUUGCACACGUGUGCAGAGUGAAGAGAUCUCUCAAGCCAUACCAGAAUGAGCACAAUUCAGUCAAGGACACCGGAGAAAGAAGCAAAAAACCACGUGACAAGGACCCCUGAAAAUCUCCAUGAAAAUCUUGUUCCAUUACCCACCUACCCUUCCUUGCACCUAAUCCUAAGGUCCUAAAAGCUUUCCUAAAAACUCCUCCCACCAAAAUGAAGCCUACUAAAUGCCCAGUAAGAGAAAAAAAAAAUGAGGCAAGAAAAGCGAAAAAAGAAGGGAGGAGAGAAAGCGAAAAGUAAAAGUCAAGACUGCUAUGUCACUUUUAAACCCAAAAACUAUGUCGAAAUUUUGCUUUCUGCGCAUGCCCGAACUUCGCAAGCUGAUAUUUUGCAUCUGGAUCAGAAGGCCGCCAAGUGUACGACCUGUAAACCGGUUUGUGGUAAGUUUUAGCUCUUUAUAGCACGACAGUGACCAGAAAACCACUCGACUAGCUUCAAAACGCGUUUUUCGGCAAAAUCUCCAGGAGCGAAUGGGUUAAAUAUGUUUUGCCAACAUGUAUUGGGAAAUAUUUCUGGCGGAUUUUGCGGUAUCUCGCGUUUUUUUGGGAAUUUUGCGGGAUUUCGCGGAAAUACCUGAAUUUCGCGGGUCCGCGACCGCGCGAAAUAUCAGAAGCCCUGUCUUUGACAAAAUGUAACUUGGUAUCAUAACUAUUUUAUAGUUUACUCAACUGCUGUCCAGUUCAUCCGUCAGUUGUCUUUCAUAACUGCUUUUACAAGGACCCUUUAAAGUUUAUUGUUAUUGUUUUGUUAUUGUCCAGGUGUCAUACCCAGUGAAGCCAAUGCUGCAGCAAAAUCAAGCAGUGCCAGUGAAACCUAUGAGAUCAUGACUGGAGAAGCAGACACAGGUGCAACACCAGCCUCACAAGGUGAUGGAGGAGAAGAUUAUAUGGCCAUGGAUGAGGAGAUUCCUCAAGAGGAUUAUGAAGAACCACAACCAAAUGAACCAGAUAAGCAGCAGGCUUCUACAAUACAAGAAGAAGAGUAUGAAAUGCCAGGGGCUGAUGCUGACUACGAAGGUAAUUAAAUUAAUUUACGGGAGGCAGUGUCGCCAAGCAGUUUUAGACUGCUGGACUUGUAAUUCAGAGGCUCUGAGUUCAAGUUCCUCCUUGACUGCUAGCUGCAUCUGUUGUCGGUAGUCCCAAGUUCAAAUUGUUAUCACUUAUUAUUAUUACUGCAUGGGCUGUAGAAAGGAGAGUUAUUUUCUGGAGUUCACGUAUGUUGAUGUUGCCAUGGAUUUUUUGGGAGUAUUCUGUUUUCCAUGUCCUUCUUGAUGGUGCCAAGGGUUCCCAUAACCGGAACUGUUGUUGUUUUGAGCCCCCACAUUCGCUCAACCUCGAUUUCCAGGUCAUUGUAUUUGGUAAGCUUUUCUGUGGUUUUGACUGAGGUGUUAGUGUCGAGGGGUAUAGUCAUGUCAAUGAGAAGGCACGUUUUAUCCUUCUUGUUCUUUAGGACAAUGUCCGGCCUAUUAACCGCUUUGGUCCUGUCAGAGUGGAUGGGCAUGUCCCACAGAAUAGUGACUCUGUCAUUCUUGGUGACAGCCCUGGGUUCAUGCUCAUACCAUCAUUCCUUCACCUCAAUGCCAAACUCUUUGCAGAUCUUCCAGUGCAUGUGUGCAGCUGCCUUGUUGUGGCGGUGAAUGUAUUUAGUUUUAGCCAGUUUGGGGCAGCCAGAGACCAGGUGGUCAAUGGUCUUGUCGAAAUGGCCACACAGUCUACAUUUUGGGUCCAUGUCAGGCUUCUUGAGGAUGUUGUGUUGGUACCAGCAUGUUGGGAGGCUAUUAUUAUUAUUAUUAUUAAAUUAUUAUUAUUGUUAAUGAUAUAUGAAACAAAUCAUAUAUGAACUGCGGAAAUGAAAUGAAAAUGAAGAAAUGAUCGUUGCAGUGAAUGCAAUUUAUGCAAUUGCGAAAAGAAGCCUGAAAAACAAAAAUUCAGGACUUCAACGGGUUCAAACCCCGUUGAAGUCCUGAAUUUUUUUCAGGCUUCUUUACGCAAUUGCAUAAAUUGCAUUCACUACGACGAUCAUUUCUUCAUUUUCAUUAUUAUUAUUAUUAUUUUCAUCGUUAAGCUUUAAAAAAACUGUAGAAACCCCGUUGAAGUCCUGAAUUUUUUUCAGGCUUCUUUACGCAAUUGCAUAAAUUGCAUUCACUACGACGAUCAUUUCUUCAUUUUCAUUAUUAUUAUUAUUAUUUUCAUCGUUAAGCUUUAAAAAAACUGUAGAAAAACUUUUCUUAGAAAACAUUUUUAAGACAUUUUUAUAAAGUUAUUUAAUAAUAUUAUAAUACAACAUUUCGAUGUUCUCGGAUUUCAUCAUCAAGUAAAAGAAAUACAGUAUGAAUGUUCUGUAAAUACAAGAAAAACAAUAGUUCAUUAAAAAAAAAGUAACAUAUAAAAAUAUGUUACAAGUUAAACUCUGCUUAACUUUUACUUGUGCAGUGUUCAAUCUAGGCCACAUUUUUGCGUCAUUGAUGCAGAAUAUUUUAUUCUGGCACAAAAUUAAAUUAUUGUGGAGUCAUACUGACAUGAAAAAAAAUUCCCUUGUAUUACUACAGUUGACUCCCGAUAACUUGAACCCUCACUUACUCGAAUCUCGUGCUAACUCGAACCAAAAUCGAUUUCCUCUGGAAAAAAGACUGAAGAAUACAUUUCGAUGCUCUGCAUACAAUUGAUUCAUGCUUCGUUUACCAACUUUGUGCUUUCAUUUUUUUUUUCCAUUUUAAAUUGAAAACAAAAGCAAAUUUCAUUUCUUGUGCAAAAGAUAAUGGCAGUUGAGUUGUUUGAGCUUUUUUGUCACCUUUUAGUGAGAAUCGGUCAAUCAUUUUUUAAAUGUGUCAGCUUUGGGAUUAUAAUUAGGCCACUUCAUACAGCUGUACCCCCUGCAGUUCUAGCCUCCAUGUUGAUGUCAUCAGUAUUUAAAUGUUUACUGCAAUAAAGGAAUGAAAACUGUUAAGAGCAUAAAACUAUAUUACUGAAAAUUAAGAUUAAUUAAGAUUGAAAAUUAUUUGAUACGCUCGCAAAGUGUAGUGAAACAGUUUAAUAUUGAACUUGAAUGGAAAUUCACUCGUUCACCCACUCCAUUGCUUGCAUGCUCUAAACCUUAUCAUGAACAGGUUUCAGAAAAAUGAUACUCUGAUUUAUCCUCCUAGACUUUUAUUUAAUUGCAGCUUGAUGCACACACUUUUUUUCUCGUACGUGUCAUGUUGCGUUACAUGCCCAGUAAAUGUUAUUGAAAUCGAAAGAAAUUGCAACUGAUUCAAACUAUCAGGGUUGUCAGAAAGUGUUGACGUAGAUGGCUGAGUUAUCAAAGUAAGCAGCCGUCCAGGGCUAUUUUAUUGUAAAAACGUUAUCCGUAAAGAAAUGCCAAGCAGAGUCGCUGGCCGAUAAUUAACCAAGUUGGUGAUGAUUUUCACUGGCAGCUGGCUACUGUUGAUAACCCUGACUAUUUGAAAUGUCAUUCUUUACACACAGCAAGUGCUUCCCUUUCUAUUGGAAACUAUUAGUUCCAUUUACUGUCCCCCAAUAUGAUGUUUUGUAACCUUUUUGAGCACAAAAAGGAACUUUGACACCACAGGGAGUUUAGUUUGAUUUUUUAAGUCACUUCCUGUGUCUUCUGUGUGUUUAGUGACAGAUACCAGUAAACCCCCUGCAGACAAUGUUCCUGAUGAGUCAGAUGAGAUGUAUGAAUGUGCCGAGCUUGGUACUGGUUCAGUUGAUGGUGUUCCAACCUUGGAAUAUUUGACAAAGAUCACAAAACCAGAUGAUAUCAAAGGUGUCAUUAAGACAGGUAGGUAUUAUUUUUAUACAAUGUUAAAGAAGUAUAUUGAGUUCCAUUAUAAUUGGACAGUCUGUGAAAAAAUAUGGAACAGAAAACCAACAAACAAAAGCUAACCAAAAUGAAAAGAAAAAUUAUACAGAUACAUACAAGUUGCUAAGUUUGCCAUGCCCAGUUUAAUACAUGGGUUAACUGAAAACUUUAAGUUUAUAGUUUGUGUUGUCUUGUGUCUCAACAUUCAGUUUGGUCCUUGGAUUAGACACUCAGUUUCGUAUCCUAACAUUGGUGAUAUCUCUUCAGGUUUCCUCAACAAACGUCGCAAAGAAGGCAAAGUUUACAUCGGAAGCAAGUUUCAGAAACGAUACUGUGUUGUGCGCAAUCAUAUCAUGUACUACUUUAAAGACAAGAAAUCACCAAAGCAACAAGGAAGCAUCUUGUUACCAAAUUAUAAAGUAGCUGUUGCUAACAAGAAAGGCCGUGAGUUUAUUCUCACUUUGGAUGGCCAAAGGCCAUUUCAGGUACUUGAUUUGUUAAAUAACAUCAAAUAUUUUGUGGUUUUUAGUUUGUGUCACAUUGGUUUCAGAAGCUACACAAUCAUUUUUUCCCAACCUGAACAUCUUUAGGAUCUCCCAAUGAUCUUAACAAAUCUGUGCCACAUUAUUCCCAGUCUGAAAUUUUGUCAGUACUACCCUUAUUCAAGGCAUUUAGAAAUGAAUGAUUCACUUAGUUAAUUCUCUUAUGCUGUCUGAUGCUUUCUUAGUAAUAUUCAUGUGAUAACAGCCAGCUGGAAUAAGUCAAUGAUGAAAAUUGGUAAAUUAGUGCAAAAUUUCAAAAAUACCUUGGAAGUGUUUACAUAGAGUGUUAUGUAAUAAUCGUCAAUGAUGAUGUCUUCGACAUUAUAUUUUUAUUAUUAUUUUAUUGUUAAGAGUCUGAUAAACCCUUGCAUCAUUAGUAUGAGCUUUUAUAGACUGUCUUUAUACACUGUAGUUUCCAAAGCGGUCAAGAUUAAUCAAUUCACUUUCCUGACCGAAGAGUUAAUUCCAAGACCAUUCCUUAAUGUGAUUAACAUGUCUGGUAUGUCCAGGUCAAAUUAUUUUUAAGGAUGAUUUAUCUGUUAUUAAAUAGUUCGAGGCUAACUCUAAGAAGGAAGCUGAGGAAUGGAUAUCAGCGAUACAAAGUGCCGCUGAUGCACCACUGGUAGGUAAUCAUAAUCUAGAUGAACUGCGUAACAGGCAACACUCGGAUGAUGAAAGCAGCUUACAUUAUGAGAAGAGUGGUAUGGAGGAGCCUGAAGUAAGAGCUCAAAAUGAUGAGGAAAUGUAUGAUGACACCAAAGAAGAAUUGUAUGAAGAAGUUGGUAGUAUUCAACCUGCCACUCCCAGCCAACAGUCCAGUCAACCAAUACAGUAUGAAAUUUCCACAGCAGUUGCUACCUCUCCCAAGCCAGGUUUGACUGAGCAGUUAUAUUUAUUAAAUAAAUAAAUUUUAUUAUUUAUUUAUGCAUUCAUUUAUUUAUUUUUCUCAUUACAUUGAUCGGUAUUAUUUAGAGACACAAUCCCUCGAGAUGAAUAGUGCAUUUGCUGUUUUUUAACCUACAAUCAUGUACAGAAGUAUUGGGACACUUUUGCAUUUUUGGGGCGUUUUCGAGUUCACACAGGCCCAACCCCUCCCCUCACCCCACAAACAAAGUUGGAAGCAUGUAUCGAGAAUUUUUUCCGAGUUUUAAAAGAAAAUUUCAAAAAAGGAUGUACUGUUUUAUGAGGCAACCCAGAAAUAACAGAAAAAUAUUAAUACUGGAUUACUGUCCCAAGGACUUUUGUUCAAGAUUGCAGUCAUGAACAGACGUCUCGGAACAUUUUACAUUUUUGGGGGGUUUUCCAAUUCACACAGGCCCAACUCCUCCCCUCACCCUACAAACAAAGUUGGAAGCAUGUUUCCAGAAUUUUUUUCGGAGUUUCAACUUUGUAUAGGGUGGGGAGAGGGAGAACUGCAAGAAAAUUUCAAAAAGGAUGUAGUAUAUUAAUACUGGAUAACUGUCCCAGGGACUUUUGUCUAUGGUUGUAGCUAGGAAAAUAGCCUACAUUUUGAGACACCAUUGCUCAGAUGUCAUUUCUGGCAAUCAGUGGUAGCGUUGCAAAAUGGACAAAUCCCCAUUUGGAAUGUACCUACUAAGAGGGGAGGGGGAUGGGCAAAACCAUCUAAAGGAAAAUAUUAAAUAAAAGCGAAGUUAGAGGAGGUAUCGACAUUUUAUCACACACCAGAUAACAACAUUCCAUUUCCGUCUUUUAACAGCUGAACCUUCACCCGCAACACCCUUGGUAGAUGAAGAUUAUGAAAUAGCAGAACAGCCAACUGCUCCUGCUCCUCCCCCACCACGCCCUUCCAAGCUACAAGCACCAGCACCUAAAGACGACACCGCUCCUGUUGUACCUCCACCACGCCCAACUAAACAACAGCUCCCCACCCCACAAGAGGAAGAAAUGUAUGAAGAAGCUGAUACUCCUGCUACAAACCUUCCUCCGCCUCCAGCUCCUGAAGCGGAUGUAGAGUUGGAGAAUUAUGAGGAUCUGGAUACAAUUCAGGAGCAGGUUUUACCUCCACCACCUCCAGUCUCGGCACCAGCCCCAGUGCCUACUCGACCUCCUAAACGUAAAGUUUCUCCGCCUUCAAAAAAUGCUGGCCAGUCUGCAAAGCCACGUAAGUGUUGUUUCUGGUUUCUGUGCCUGACAUAUUUAGGUAGCGUUUCCGUUCUGUGUAACUAACUGGUGAAAUUUCGAACUGCUUCAGUAAAAUGGAGUCAAUAACUUACUUUACAUGUACAUGUAGCUGCAACGUGUGUUGAUUAAGCAAAACUCUUCAUGGAGAGAAUGUAGGUGGUUGAAGUCUCAAAAACGUUUGCUUUUUUUUCGUUCUGCCUCAGUUCUUAAUGACCAGGUUAAAUUAAACAUUUCAUGGUGGCUAAAUCAUAAAUUGACAUAUAAUAGUAUAAAAUGUGCCGCAGGCGAUGAGUGGGUGGGUUGAGUGGUUGUACACAAUACCUCAACAUUUCAUAUUAAUGGACACUGCGUUCUUUGUCAGCACCUUUGCUCUGUUUGCACACCUUUAGCAUAAAUAAGCGAGAGACCUACAUGUAACUAAACAAAAAGGAUAGCUGCCUUUACGGCAAUUGCGUGGUUAGUUUUCAAACAAGGGACGAUAACUCAUUUUUUUGAUUGUCGUUGUUGUUGUGGGUCAAAGGGGUUGGAUUAAUUUAAUUGCCACAGCGUAGAUGGACAAAAGGACUAAUGAACUAGCCAUGGUGGUGAAAGACAUUCGUGCGUUAAGGGACUCAUUCGAGCCCAGAUUGGAUGAAGUGUGAUGGAAAUUUGCAUGGACCGAGCUUAAAAACUCUAGUGUUAAAAAAUAUAAGUGAGAACAGUUUAGAACUUGGAAGGACUUGGACAGAGAGACAAUUUUAGUUUAUUCGAUUAAUAGUUUUUGAAUUCGCUUGGUAGUUUUUUUGUGAAUUUGAAUUCGGUCAAAUUGUAAAAUUCGUAGCUAAUAGUUUGUGUACAAUUUUUGAAUAUAGUUCAUGCUCGUGAACAUUAGAUUAACGCUAAAAACAGAAACUAAACAGAAACUGCUUUUUGAAGUGUCAACUUUCACGUCUGUCAUCAGGAUGUAAGUAAUGUAUUUGCACUGUGAGACUUAUGCUCGCCGAACAAUCAGUGCAAAUAAGGAUUCUGCAACUAUUAUUGCAGUAGGAUCGAGUCUGCUUGAUAAGAUGAUCGUUUCAGUGAUCUUCUGUCACAUUUUCAUCAUUUGGGCAGUAGGGCAUUUUUGAGCUUUCGUCCUCGUAAAUGUUGGUAUGAGAUCCAUCUGGGAGAACUGAUCUUUUUUGGUUUUAAAAUGAGCAGUUCAGAAAGAUGCGUCUCCUCCAUGGAUGAUUACCCCAUGGCCCAUCGCCGGGAGGCCCGGUAUGUUUGGAUAGAGACAACAGAGAUGGCCAAGGCUAACAUAUCCGUUACCCUUCAGAUUCAGCUAACAGCAAGGAUGGAACCAGCCGGAGUAGUGAUGUGUGGGCAGAAAAUGUGAGCUGUUACUGCGGAAGAAAAAUCAAGUCACGGGAUACAUCUUCUUGCACAACAGAAGGAAAACGCGCCAGAUGUCCUUGUCUUCGCAAUGGAAGGUCUUGCACAGCAAAGUGUAAAUGUCGCUUUUGCGGGAACCGUCCAAGGAAGGAAAGGAGUGCGACGGGGUGCCGAUGUGGAGAAGAGAAAUACAAAAGAACAAAUGACCCAGAUUUUGUAUCAUGCAUUGACUCGGAAGGGAAAAGGAAGACAAAGUGUCCUUGUUACAGCAGUGGAACGGGAUGUUAUGAUAGAUGCAGAUGUUUAAAUUGUAAAAACAGUUUUGGCGCCACGGACAGACCUUUUAGGAUUCCUCAGCCAAAGCCACCGGGGAAACCGGUCCCUAAAAUCGUUGGCUGUAGAUGUGGAGAAGGGAGAAAAGACCCAAACCCUGGGUUCUUAGCUUGCGUGGACGUGCAAGGGAAGCGAUCUACAAAGGCCACGAGAUGUCCAUGUUUCAGAGCAGGAAUAGUAUGUCAAGAAUAUUGCAAGUGCUUAAACUGCCAAAAUUAUGGGGAUGAUGAUGGCAGUUCCUCACCUAAACGACUUUGUACCGUCACUGUUGUCUUAGACAGCGCAGAAGAAUAUCCGCUUUUUUAAAAAAACAGAAGCAAGGCUCACUUGCAGUUGCUUGUGUUGAGAUGAGACGUAAUUCUAUAGCUAGAAACAAAAAAAGGGGGG
Molecule: messenger RNA, 12381 nt
Organism: Porites lobata
Lineage: Eukaryota; Metazoa; Cnidaria; Anthozoa; Scleractinia; Poritidae
Source: the annotation of a GenBank genome assembly